Molecule: messenger RNA, 1103 nt
Organism: Camelina sativa (false flax)
Lineage: Eukaryota; Viridiplantae; Streptophyta; Magnoliopsida; Brassicales; Brassicaceae
Source: RefSeq, a predicted model, not a curated record
AAAACCCUUGUGUCGAGAAAAACGAAGACUUUUUUUUGAGCUAAAACAAGAGCAGCGAGCGAAACUAGAUCAGCUAUGGCGACCGGUGGUGCUGCGGCGGAUUUGGAAGAUAUUCAGACGGUGGAUCUCAUGUCGGAGCUUCUCCGCCGUUUGAAAUGUUCGCAAAAGCCUGAUAAGCGCCUCAUCUUCAUAGGACCUCCAGGGUCAGGGAAAGGUACACAGUCUCCAGUAGUGAAGGAUGAGUAUUGUUUGUGUCACUUAUCCACUGGUGACAUGUUAAGAGNGAGAUGAACUGGUACGUAUUCCGCAAAGAUCGUAGUCAUGACAAAACAAGAUUUGGGAGAGCUUGUCUCUGAUGAUUUGGUUGUUGGUAUAAUUGAUGAAGCCAUGAACAAGCCAAAAUGUCAAAAAGGAUUUAUCCUUGAUGGCUUUCCCAGGACUGUUACUCAGGCAGAGAAGCUCGAUGAGAUGCUUAAGAGGCGAGGAACUGAAAUCGACAAAGUUCUCAACUUUGCCAUUGAUGACUCGAUCUUGGAGGAAAGAAUAACAGGGCGAUGGAUCCACCCUUCGAGUGGCAGGAGUUACCACACAAAAUUCGCGCCUCCCAAAACCCCUGGAGUUGAUGAUAUUACCGGGGAGCCUCUGAUCCAACGCAAAGAUGAUAACGCUGAAGUUCUAAGGUCGAGGCUAGCAGCUUUUCACAGUCAAACUGAACCGGUGAUUAAUUACUACGCAAAGAAGGAUGUUCUCACAAACAUCCAGGCCGAGAAGGCUCCCCAGGAAGUUACAUCAGAGGUUAAAAAAGCAUUGUCUUGAUGAUCAAAGAAUCUUCAAGCAAAUCAUCUCCUCUGGUUAGAAUCCAUUCUUUUCCUUACUACAAGAGAGAGACACAUCUAUAUAUCCACUCAUCUGCGGAAUGACAGUUCUUUUAGUACUUGCACUUUGCCUUUUCGACUAAUAUUCAAAAUCUGGAGAAGAAUUUUUACUCCUGAAUAUUAAUCUGUUGUCUCUUGUCUGAGACAAGAGUUUUUUCCGGCAUUUUUCGCAGUCUCUUUACAAAAUAAGUAAUUUGUCUAAUCGUUUUUUUUUCUCGGAAUCUGAUA